This is a messenger RNA of Pomacea canaliculata, 1358 nucleotides long. RefSeq names its product peptidylglycine alpha-hydroxylating monooxygenase-like. Gene Ontology annotation, cellular component: membrane; extracellular region. Gene Ontology annotation, molecular function: copper ion binding; oxidoreductase activity, acting on paired donors, with incorporation or reduction of molecular oxygen, reduced ascorbate as one donor, and incorporation of one atom of oxygen. Gene Ontology annotation, biological process: peptide metabolic process. NCBI's taxonomy places the organism in Eukaryota, Metazoa, Mollusca, Gastropoda, Architaenioglossa, Ampullariidae. The record is from RefSeq and is a predicted model, not a curated record.
UCAUGAGAAGGACAUCCCUUCUGUUGAAUCCCAAAUGAAGUUGUUCUUAUCAUUGUACUGGUCCCCUUGAUAAGAAAGGCGAGUUUAUGUGAAAACAUUUUUCUACAAGCUGUCGCAGUGGUUUCUCCCUCAGUAGUUUAAUAGAUCAGCAGAAGUGAAGGAAGCCAUGACUAUUCCCAUACUCCUGCUUCUCCUUCUUGGAAGCUUCGGGGUGUACUGCGUGGCAGACGACAGUGACAACGGUUUGUUUGAGAUCAACAUACGGAUGCCGAAUGCUACUUCUCAGAGGAAAGACGACCUGGUUUGCCAUGCCUACAAGCUGCCAAGUACAGAAUCCUAUAUACUCAAGUUCAUCCCGCAUGCCAGCAUGCACGUGGCGCACCACAUGAUGGUAUACGGCUGCACUACGCCUGGCGACAACCAGUCUUUCUGGAGUUGUCCACUCUUGGAAGAUUCUUCGAAGAUGUCUGUCUGUGGGGAUGGCGGACGACAAAUUGUCUUCGCCUGGGCAAAUGAUGCACCUUCAAAGAACCUGCCCGACGGUGUGGGAUUUCGCGUGGGUGGCAAUACUGGCAACUAUCUCGUCCUACAGCUGCACUACGUGCAUCCGUUUGGAGAAGAACAAUCGGAUACAUCCGGCGUUACACUGCAAAUGACGACACUCGGUAAUCAGCCUCAGCAGGCCGGCUACUAUGUUCUUGGAAAUUAUGGCAGCAUCCCGCCGCAAAUGCCAGCUUUUAAGAUGGAGUCAGCAUGUGAGUUCAACUUGAAUUACACAAUCUACCCUGUUGGUUACAGAACUCACGGACAUAACAUUGCGGUGGUGAACUCUGGGUACAGAAUCAGAGAUGGCGAAUGGGUUGAACUUGGUCGGAUGUCUCCACAACGACCACAGACUUUCUACGACAUAAAGACUCCAGGCCUGGACAUACGCGAUGGCGAUAUUCUGACAUCGCGCUGCACAUUCAACAGCAUGAGGAGGACUAAGCCGACACAGAUCGGUCCUACCAACGACGACGAGAUGUGCAACUUCUACAUCCUUUACUCCACCUACGAACAGAAAGACCUGACCACGGCUACUUGCUUUCGCAACGGCAACACAUUUUUGUGGACGGAAUAUUUUACUCAAACACCGCCCGAUGCCAGCUCUAAGGGGAUCCCUGGUGGCGAAGAGAUCCGCCGCAAGUUUAACUUGGAUCCCAGAUGAGACCCACAACGACUGGCUGUCCGAGGUUUGGUACAACGAGGACAAGAUUAUGUUCGUUAAGCUGCUCCUGGAAAAAAAUUCUAGUCUGGGUCUCGCAGAUGUUCAAACGAUACUGUCACGCAUAGAGACUUCUUCAAAAAGAUUAACACAG